GCAUUGAUGGGAUCAGUAGACCAGAUCGCCUGAGGUUACGCUUUCACACCCACAGCGAGUCGAACCGCUGAACUCGCCAGAGGAACCCGUCCUAACUAGUUUGUCCCUGCGGUCGCCCCGUAGGUCGUGUCGCCACGCUCUGCGUCUUCCAGGGCCUCAUUGCCAUGGCUGCCCGUGGUGGCGUCGCCCCCGCUGGCGAGGCUCUGCGUUACGCUGAGUACUCGCCGCCCUCGGUCAAACGGCCCGACGCGGAAAUCGAUCAGGGACUGGCGCGGAGUUUGAUAGCAGUAGGACUGGGUGUUGCAGCUCUUGCAUUUGCAGGUCGCUAUGCAUUUCAGGUCUGGAAGCCUCUAGAACACGUCAUCACAGAAACUGCAAAGAAGUUUACUACUCCUAGCCUUUCAUCCUACUAUAAAGGAGGGUUUGAACAGAAAAUGAGUAGACGAGAAGCUAGUCUGAUUUUAGGUGUAAGCCCAUCUGCUGGUAAGGCCAAGAUUAGAACAGCUCACAGAAGAAUCAUGAUUUUGAAUCACCCAGAUAAAGGUGGAUCGCCUUACUUAGCAACCAAAAUAAAUGAAGCAAAAGACUUACUAGAAGCAACCACCAAACACUGAUUGAUGUUUAAGAACCACGCUGAAGGGAGCAUAAGAAUGGACUUAUAAAAAAGAAGACCUGCAAAUUAAUUUAAAACACAGUCUUUGUCAUUUUCAUUUUUGUAUGUGUUGACCACAAUCUUUUCUUCCACCAUAAAGUUAUAUAAACUCAAAAGAUUAAUAAUA
Tupaia belangeri chinensis (Chinese tree shrew) is the source of this 779-nucleotide messenger RNA. RefSeq names its product DnaJ heat shock protein family (Hsp40) member C15 (gene DNAJC15). The record is from RefSeq and is a predicted model, not a curated record. NCBI's taxonomy places the organism in Eukaryota, Metazoa, Chordata, Mammalia, Scandentia, Tupaiidae. Gene Ontology annotation, molecular function: ATPase activator activity. Bases 165 to 614 code for a protein of 149 amino acids. Gene Ontology annotation, biological process: protein import into mitochondrial matrix. Gene Ontology annotation, cellular component: PAM complex, Tim23 associated import motor. The transcript is spliced from 6 exons.